UCAAUGUUUGAUCCUAUUGUUGAGAGAAGCAUUAAAAUGAUACACAUGCAAUUGGAUAAUAAUCGAAAAACAUGUACUGCAAUGUUUUUGGUAGAAGAAUUAAGCCAAUCGAAAUAUUCGCAAAAAAAAAUUAAACAAGAAUUUCGGCAUCGGAUGAAAAAUAUCUUAGUUCUAUUACAAUCUAUUGCAAUAUCAUACGGUGCAGCUUUAUAUGGAUUAUGAUAAUUUCGGCACCCAAUUUAAAGAAUUCCCAAAAUUCGUAAUAAAUGAACGUGUCUUAAAAUAUACUUAUGGAAUUAGAGUAAGUCAUGUAUGGAAAGAAGGAGAUCUAAUCGAAAAAGACGUCCUAGCGGACGUAUUCAUAAAUUUCUUAACUUGACGCAAAGAGGAACUGUAGUAGAAAUUAAUCAAGAAUUUACUUUGAUGAUAUUUCCAAUAUCUCCGACUCAAGGUGCUUUCGAUUUUCUUAUUUAUUAUACGGCUAAUUACAGUGCACAAUAUAUUGAUGAAGAUGGGAUGGAGAAAUUUGGAAAUCUUUUAAUAUCUCUUCCUAAUGUUCAUUCUGGAUGAAGGUUUAUAUUGUGUGGGAUGACAUUUGGGCAAAUUGAAAUAACAGCUACAGCUAAAAAUCAACUUAAUGGACAGAGUUAU
Rhizophagus irregularis DAOM 181602=DAOM 197198 is the source of this 651-nucleotide messenger RNA. RefSeq lists its product as uncharacterized. The record is from RefSeq and is a predicted model, not a curated record. Lineage: Eukaryota; Fungi; Glomeromycota; Glomeromycetes; Glomerales; Glomeraceae.